CACGUCUUUGAAUCCCUAGUUUCUGCUGGAAUCUCCACUGACUUGCAUUCCCUAUCUGUUCAUGGGUCGAUAGCGUUCGUAUCGUUAUGGAUCAAGAUAACAAGAUUCAGAACCUCAACAUCAUGCUCAAUUCCUUACAGCAGCAACUGGUUUCUGAAAAGCUCAAGCUCCGCAAGACACAAACGUUACUGACGUCCAAGCGCCAGUUGGUACAGUCAAGCCAUGCACUGCUUGAAAGGGAUUUUCAGGGCGUGUUUACGGAUGGGGCCAUAAAACGCAGGAGAUGGAAACCCGGACGACGGCCAUUUGGUCUGGUAUCCUUACUGGAGACCUCUGCACCAGACGAAGUAGCCGCCGUCGAACAUAGCCAGGAGAGUGCUCAGGUCACUUUGACCGCUUGGCAUAGUGUGAACGAUGAUGUGAUCUGGGUACGGGCUCGUGUCCGCAAUACGCUAAAGACCCCACUGUACAACGUUCAAUUACAGACAAGUAGCGGUUUGACUAGGCGAAGCACAGCUGCCGUACUCCAGGUUGACGUGGAGAUCGACGUGUGUGCAACCUACCAAAUUGACCCAGUCCACGAUGUUAAACAACUGGACGAUCUUAAUCUUGUCUAUUCUUUUUCCGACAGCGGACCAAAUCACUGCCAACGACUCAGGACAGGCCAUGUGCAAGAUAGAAGCGACUUAACCUGGCUAACCACCGUAAAAGAUGAGACGGGUGUACCACCAUCCUUAUAUGUGUAUUUUGCACAUUGGAUCACUCUGGAUGAUGAGAAUGAAAUGGAUACGCUGCGGCAAAUAGGCAAGAUGCAGCGUGUGGUAAGAGAGAGGGUUUUUUUUAUUGAAAAGGUUGGAAUGGUGCCAAUAGCUUAUAAAAAUUCCACAGGCAAAUUCCGUCAAGACGUGGAUAUCGGACGAUCAAAGCUUGGUAGCGGUAAAGAGCGGAAAUCAGAUUCAAGUGGGUUGUGUGGAUGGGAUGAAAUUAGAACGACUGGUUUCCCGCCUUGAAGAGAAGCAAGCAGAAGCAUAUUGAGGCAUGGCAAUCUCCCUGACCUCCGUUUUCACUUGACAUUAACCGAGAAGCUUAUGAACAAGAUUGAAAGUGACGGCAUUCAUUCCCGCUGGGUACAUAUUUUUUUUUCUAUUUUAAAAAAAAAUAAAUUCGCUUUUAUAAAAGAGUCAA
Messenger RNA from Umbelopsis ramanniana AG, 1185 nucleotides. RefSeq lists its product as uncharacterized. The coding region runs from base 87 to 1010 and encodes 307 amino acids. The transcript is spliced from 4 exons. The record is from RefSeq and is a predicted model, not a curated record. Lineage: Eukaryota; Fungi; Mucoromycota; Umbelopsidomycetes; Umbelopsidales; Umbelopsidaceae.